GGUCUGCAGACUUACUCAACAUGAAUGUUGUCAAGGAGAUUCAGAAGAUCAACGAGCACGAGCUUCAGCUCGGAACUCGGGGUUCAUGGCAUGAUCAAUACAAAGACUCUGCUUACAUCUUUAUCGGUGGACUACCAUAUGAGCUCACUGAAGGAGAUGUCAUCUCAAUUUUUUCUCAGUACGGGGAGCCAGUCAAUGUUAACAUGCCGCGUGACAAAGUAACCGGCAAGCCGAAAGGGUUCGCCUUUCUCAUGUAUGAGGAUCAGCAAUCAACGGUAUUAGCCGUGGAUAAUCUGAACGGCGCCAACAUCGUUGGGCGUACAAUACGGGUCGAUCAUGUCUCGAAGUACAAGAACCUAGAGAGAGGAGAAGAUGGCAAGAUGAAGGAGGCGGAAGAGGAGCAGUUCAAUGCGAUGCCUCAGAUGAUUGAAGACGGAGGAGAUGAAAGUGAAGAAAGCGUGUCGGAUGCACCGAGCAUUGACCCUGAAGACCCGAUGCGUGAUUGGCUCCUCCAGCGGCGGAAAGAGGAGAAAGCCGCAACAAAGACGGAGAAAAAGAAAAAGCGCAAGCGUGAGCAUGAACUCCCCGAAGAGAGAGUGGCACGGAAAGAGAGAAAACGCCUGAAAAAGCUGGGAAUCAAGGCCGACCAGAAUGUGAAGUCGAUCAGCAUGACUGACCGUUUGACCGCUCGCGAACCUGAUGACCACGACCGCAAACGAAGACAUUACGGUGAAGACCGAAAAUGGGAAGAUAGUGGCCGUGGCGCAACUUAUCGCGAGGACAGAAAUGAUCGACCUCGAGAUAGGGACACUUAUGAUGACCGAGAACGGAGAAGCGACAGAUCACCACGACGGUCACCCACCCAACGGGGUAGAAGUUAUCGAGACGACAGGCGAUAGGAACAACCAUGAAUAUCUGUACUUCUUGUUCACAUUGGGAUUAUUAUGAUACUAAACGACUGGGCGGCGCAGUGGUCAGAGGUCAAAUGUGUCACAGGUGCCAGCGGAACCGUUUCGCAUCAGCCAAGAAUUGAUCGGAAGUUGUAAAUGAAAUGAGCUAAAUUACAAGAAUUGUGACAUAUAAAACAUGCAACUUUAGGCCGUUCUGAUAUCCAGAAGCUAUGAGUCUGCCAUGCUGCGCCACAUCCCUGCGUCAGGAAGUCCAUCACUUGUAUCCUGCAUUUCCGUUGCCAUCCUGCGAGCCUUUUCCGAAGGAGACAAUCCUUCCAGCUCAGCAUGUUCCUCUUCAAUGGAAGUAUUAAACUCAAAGAUGGGGCCCGGGUCAAUGUGGGUGUGCAAAUCUCUCCGUGCAUACGCCUCAUUGCGUCGAGUGGCUGAAGAGGACCGCUUCUUGCGAGGUGGUAUUGUGACAUUGUGCGCAACAUCGGUCCGCAUCGCAACACGAAGGGGAGGAACCAUGACGCCAGCACGAUCAACAAGGCUUGUUUUGGGCUCAAAUUCGAUAUCCAAAUUGUGAUACCGGGCACGACGUGCAAUCGGACUGAUAUCAAUGGGUGCUGAAGCUGCAAUGGGUGGUUGGGAGCUCGUCGUUGCACCUGGAACAGCCUGACCCUGGGAAGAAGUUGCGGAAGGUGUAGUGUCUUCGUAAAGUUCCUCCUCCAAAUCAAAAGCAGAUUUCUCUUGAAACACUUUUGAGUACAGAUCCCAGCCUCGUCCGUCCUUCCAAGCAGAACGGUGACUAGGAAGAUAACCUCCCACAAGUUCUUUCAAUUUCUCCUCUGUUGAGAUCAUCUUGGAUGACGUUUCAGAGGCAUCCGUGUUCGAUCUGGAUGGUUUGAGAGGGUUGCGAGGUAGCGUGAAGUACGUAGGCAAAUUGUUCGACUCUUCCUCAACAGUAGCCAAUUUUUGUGAGGCUUGUGGCACUUCGGCAGCAUCUCCUUUCCGGCCAGGAACGAUGAUUUCAUAUGGUUUUUUGAGCUUUCGGCGUUCAGGCUGACUGGGAAGAUCCACGUCAAAGUCAAAUAUUGGUUCAUCAUCUGACGCUUUGCGCGAUCCCGAUUCUUUGGCUGCUUUCGGCGGAGUGGUUGCCUUGUCUUCCUCGAAAGUAACAUGUUUUGGUCGCGUGUCUUCUACGCGUGAACGACUGCUCGGGGUUAUUGGCUGGACUGCUUCUGGUUUUGCAAGACCGUUGAGCGUCGAGUCUCGCUCACGUGGGGUGCGCUCGCGUGAUACACCUUCCCUCGAUCCAGCUCUAUCACGCUCCCGUUGCGCAGCAAUCUCUUCGACCCCUACGCGACCGCGAAGGGAAGGACGGCUGCCAUCGCGGGCUGUGUCUGUGUGAAGUGACGACUUUUCCUCAAUUGGCUCCAGGUUGCUUCGGGACAAUGCCCUUCCACGCGGUCCGCUCAAUUGAGUAGUAAGGCGUAACGACAUUGCCACAUCUUGUAGAUGAGAGCUUCCUGUCAGAACACGGAGAUGCGGCAUAGGAAUUGAGUGCUCGACAUCCUCCAGAUCAUCAUCUGGAGUAGUGGGUAUGGAUAGAUCGACGGAGUCUUCGUCCAUUUGGUUUUCUUCCUCUGCUUGAGCACGAGGAUGAUGCAUAACACCCCCAGAGCGCAGCGACAUAGAGAGCAAAGACACUGAUGACGUUUCCCGCGACAUAACUCGAGCACGUUCGCGUGAACUAUUACGGGUCGCCGCAGAUGGGACGAAGUCAGUAACCCGCGACACAGGUGGUGAUGAUACAGCUUGCGCUUCUGUUUCCCGCUGCCGACGUAGUUCUGCAUCAGUACGCGAAGAAGCGGAGUAAUUUUGUCGAGACUCCCGCCAGGAGGACCAAAGGAGCUCGACCUCGUGACGUAGUCGUGUAUCAAGCAGCUGCAGCUGCGCAACUCGUUGCUUGACGAGCACAGCUAGCUCAUCUUCUGCUUUCCUCCGGGCUUCGUUGGAGGCGCUGCUAGCAAGCAUAGCUAGGUGUUGAAACAUAGGGUGAGAGGGUGUCUGAGGCGGCGGUAGGAAUAACGCCGGUAUGUUGGGGAGGACUGGUUCAAGAGCCAGGCUGGGGACAUAUAGAUCGGACGGAGUUGUAGGCAUCGAUUCAGGGAUAAGAAGGGAGAAUGUAGACGAAUAUCGCGAGGAUUUCUGAGCUUCAGUCAUUGAGACACCAGGCGAGCAACCACCGGCUUGUGUGUUCACCUCUAUCCAGCCAUCGCCACUUUUGAGCACUUCUGUUUCAAUCCAAUCGUCACUGGGCACAACGGGACCCUCUGUAACUCCGGUAUCUAAUGGCCAAGAGAGCUUCUGCAGUGUACGAUACGCUGGGGUACGGCAUGCAAGACAAGUAAGGACCGUGGAACAUAGUGCGUAGUUUUUCUCAUUUGAAGGCUGUGAGAUCGUGGAACGAGUCCUCAUGGUCAUAUCAACGUGGGUAAUCUGGAUACCUGCUUCCCCCACAAAAACCCUCGUCCACCCAUCCUCUUCUAUCUGUUCCACCCCAUUCUGCUCGCCGUUGGGAUACCGAUAUAGCCUUACAUUCAAGCAUGGACAAGUAAAGGUUGGGUCGGCCAUCGGAACAUUCAGGUGAGCAGGUGAGCGGGUUAGUCUUGCA
Molecule: messenger RNA, 3567 nt
Organism: Dacryopinax primogenitus
Lineage: Eukaryota; Fungi; Basidiomycota; Dacrymycetes; Dacrymycetales; Dacrymycetaceae
Product: RNA-binding domain-containing protein
Exons: 9
Coding region: 21-899 (292 amino acids)
Biological process (GO): mRNA splicing, via spliceosome
Cellular component (GO): catalytic step 2 spliceosome; U2 snRNP; precatalytic spliceosome
Molecular function (GO): RNA binding
Source: RefSeq, a predicted model, not a curated record